Penicillium samsonianum is the source of this 579-nucleotide messenger RNA. RefSeq lists its product as uncharacterized. The record is from RefSeq and is a predicted model, not a curated record. The coding region runs from base 1 to 579 and encodes 192 amino acids. The transcript is spliced from 4 exons. NCBI's taxonomy places the organism in Eukaryota, Fungi, Ascomycota, Eurotiomycetes, Eurotiales, Aspergillaceae.
AUGAUCGGAGACGGCGAGAGCUAUAAGAGCUACCCAAAAAUGAGAGAGGAGGAUACUCGGUACCAGAACGGAGAUAAUGUCACUUGGUUCCAAAUCGAUCGCAAGUACUUGCUCCCAGAAACUCUUAUUGACUUCGGUUUGCCGUGGGAUUAUUUGGAGACGGACCCGAAUUAUAUUGUGAUCAAAAAGUCUAUCACUGAUGAUAUCCUAGAGGAGCUUUUUGCACACACAAGACGACUCAAGGAGGGCAACAAGAUUCAGAGUUAUGCAGAGCAGUCCCCCUGGCAGGACGUGAAUCCUUUCAAUCCUUCCGGUCCCUUCAAUCCCGAUCAAAAUUUGAAUUAUCAGCCGCCUAAGUGCGUAUCACUCGGUGUACCACUGAGCUUUGAUAUCGGUCUCAAAUCGUCCACUGUCAAGCGAUCUGUGGACGGUUUCAGAGCUGACCCAUCCCACCGGGGACAUGUCGGCCAAAGACUUGACGUCGUUAGUUCGCGGAUGCCGGGGUAUGGAAAAGUGGUUCUUUAUCGAACAGAUGCAACAGUCAAUGAGGGGCAGGACCCUCAGUUCUCAUGGACGUGA